AAGUUAUAAUAGCAUUUUUUUUUUUUUUCUCCAGUCGCUUGUCCAUUUCAAUUUUGAUCAUUUUUUCCUUGCCAACCAACCUAUAAGUGAACGAAUUUAUUGAUUAUUAAUUAUUAUUAUUAUCAUCGAUGAUGGUGUAAAUUCGAAAUAACUUGUAUGUGUAUAAAGGAACGGGAAUUAAAAUCGGAAAUAAAAACAAAUAGCUACAAUUGACAAUUGACAUCAUCUUCAUCAACCAAAAUUAACACAACUUUAAGAAGAAUAUAUUUUGAAAAUAAUACGAAACAACAAAAUCCAGAAUAGAAAAAAAAACAACCAGAACGAUUAUUAUAAUUAACAAUGAUGAUGGAUAUUGUUGAAACAACCGAACAAUCAGCAUCCGAUUCAAACGGUAUACGUUUGAUUGCCGCUGGUAUUCUAUUCAUAUUGACAUUAAUAAUGGGUACAAUACCAGUAUAUAUAUUGGAAUUUUCAACAAAAUAUUUUGGACAAUCAAAAAAUUCCAAUACUUUACCCGUGACCAAUGGUAGUAAUCAUAAUAUACAAUCAUCAUCAUCAUUGGUAAUUCGACAAACAACGAAUAAAUCAAAAAAACGUUGGUUCCAUCAUGAUCGUAUUGUACAAUUUUUAACACAAAUUGGUGGUGGUGUUUUAUUCUAUACGGCAUUCGUACAUAUGUUACCGGAAAUUCGUGAAAAUUAUGAAUCAUAUCUUAAUCCUGAUGAUGGGGAUCAUCAUCAUCAUCAUGAUAAUAAUACACAUAUCACGAAUAUUACAAAUAUUGUUAAUAUGACUGUAAUGACAAUAGUUGGUUGUGGCGACUGUGAUGAAGAUUCAUUACCAUUGGUCGAUAUGUGUGCAUGUGCUGGUUUAUUUGGUAUAUUUCUUCUCGAAGAAUUGAUGCAUCUAAUAUUGGGUGGUCAUGGCCAUCAUCAUCAUCACCACCAUCAUAGUCAUCAUAAUCAUGAUGAUGAUCAACAAAGACAAAAUAAACCAUUAGAAAGAUCUGGAUCAAGACAACGACGAAGACGUUUAUCAUCAUCAUUUCGACAAUGUAUCAGUGGUGAUAAACAGGUGGCUAAAUAUGAUUUACAAAUUAAUGAUGAUUUACAAUCAUCACCACCACCGUUAACAUCAUCAUCAUCAUCGUCAUCAUCAUCAUCAAUGACAAUGAUUGUUAGUGAACAACAACAACAAAAAAUAAUGAAAUCUGAUAAUAAAGAAAUCAUAACCAUAACAUCAACCACAAUAAGUGGUAAUAAUAGUGGUAAAAAAAUGAAUACCAAUGUUUUAUCUAGCGGUCUAAGUGAAACACAGCCAAUUUCAUCAUGUCAACAGCAAACAAUUGGAUAUAAUACAUGUACACAACGUCAAUGUUCACAUCAUCAUCAUCAUCAUCAUAGACAUCAAGAAGAUGACAAUGUAACAACAAUCAUCUCCAAUGAUAAUGAUCUAUCUAUAAUGCAGAAUAAUUAUGAUGGAAAUAAUGAUAAUAAAUCAUCAAUAUGGCCACAUAUCAUUGAUAAUUUUCUUCUAAUACUUGCCUUUUCUUGCCAUUCAAUAUUUGAUGGCAUAUCCAUUGGUGUACAAACAAAAAAUGAUGAAAUAUGGACAAUGUUGAUUGCAAUUCUAUCACAUAAACUUUUAAUUGCAUUCAUAUUAUCAUUUCAGAUUUAUGAAAAAUGUCAAGAAAAAAUCACUAGCUCAUCAUCAUCAUCAUCAAUGUUGAUUAAACAACGGCCAAUCAAAGGAGCUAAAUUAAUAUUAUGGUUUUUCAGUACAUUGUUUGCAUUAAUGUCACCAAUUGGUAUUAUAUUCAUUAUGAUUAUGAAUGAUGCAUCAGAUGCACCAAGUGAAUCAAGUCUACAUAUUAUUGUAUUGGCUGCAAUAUCAGCUGGUACUAUUUUGUAUAUCGUAUUCUUUGAAAUAAUAGACAAAACAACAUCACGUUUACAUUUAAACGGUAUUGCACAAUGGAUUGCAUUGGCCAUUGGUUUUGGUCUUAUGCAUUUUAUUUCACAUUUAUUUCAUGAAUAAUUGAAUUGAUGAUAAUCUUAAUGAUGAUGUUGAUGUUGAUGUUGAUUAAUUUUGUGAUGAAACUACCAUAAUGGAAACAAACAAACAAAAAAAGUUUUUAUUUUGGCUUCUCAUUUAUUUUAUUUUAUUUUAUUUUUCUCUAUUUUGUAACCUAAAAAAAACAAAACAAUAACAUGAUUAAUUUAUUAUCUUGAAAAAAGAACUUCAAGUAAAACCCACCCACACCCACACACACACACACACACACACACGCACAUCUUGUUGUUUUAUUUUCUGUAUAUUCUGUCCACAUCAUCAUCAUAUGAUCAAAUUAUUUUUUUUUCACUUUAACGACGAAAAUACAAACAAGCAAAUGUUGUUGACAGUGUUUGAAAUCUAUAUUUGAAAAUAAAUUAUUUUUGAAUUUUAAGAAAAUGAAUAAAUAAAAUUUCAUUGAUGAACGAA
Messenger RNA from Dermatophagoides farinae (American house dust mite), 2481 nucleotides. RefSeq lists its product as uncharacterized. NCBI's taxonomy places the organism in Eukaryota, Metazoa, Arthropoda, Arachnida, Sarcoptiformes, Pyroglyphidae. Gene Ontology annotation, cellular component: plasma membrane. Gene Ontology annotation, molecular function: zinc ion transmembrane transporter activity. Gene Ontology annotation, biological process: zinc ion transmembrane transport. The record is from RefSeq and is a predicted model, not a curated record.